This is a messenger RNA of Ziziphus jujuba (common jujube), 969 nucleotides long. Its product is annotated as ethylene-responsive transcription factor 2. Lineage: Eukaryota; Viridiplantae; Streptophyta; Magnoliopsida; Rosales; Rhamnaceae. The record is from RefSeq and is a predicted model, not a curated record. Gene Ontology annotation, biological process: ethylene-activated signaling pathway; regulation of DNA-templated transcription. The transcript has a single exon. Gene Ontology annotation, molecular function: DNA-binding transcription factor activity; DNA binding. Bases 144 to 947 code for a protein of 267 amino acids.
CCAAGAUUCUCAUCUCAUGUCCCAUGCAGCACUUCUAGUACAUCAAAAUCAAAUCGCGUAAAAAUACCACUACCGCAUAAUUAAUCUUGUUCCGUCGGAACACUAUUACUGGUCUCUCAUCUACACAUCCUACAUUAGUAAUUAUGAUGGCUAGACAAAGUAAUUACUCCGAAUCUGAUCAAUUAGAUGUUCUAGAGUCUAUUCGCCAGCAUCUCUUGGAAGACGACGAUUCUCACUUCGACACUAGUACUAUUACUACUACUACUACUACUACUAACGCACAGCAAUAUUCCCCAGCUCCUCCAAGCCUUUUUCAGUCCCUCUCUUUCACCGACUGUUGGACUGAUUUUCUAUUCAAAGCAGAUCACCACAUGGCCGUUGAAAUGGGUCCUACCGCGGGGCCUACCGUGGGGCCUACGGUGGUGACGGUGACAGAGACGGAUGUGGUGCCGCCUGAUCAGUCCAACAACAACAAGCCGAGGAGAGGGUGGCAGUACAGGGGAGUGAGGCGGAGGCCUUGGGGUAAGUACGCAGCGGAGAUUAGGGAUCCAAAGCGGAACGGCUCUAGGAUUUGGCUCGGCACCUACGAGAACGCCGAGGACGCCGCUUUGGCUUACGACCGAGCCGCUUUCAAAAUGCGUGGCGCCAAAGCCAAGCUCAAUUUCCCUCACCUCAUUGGCUCCGGAGCUCCUGAGCCGGUUAGGGUCAGUCCCAAGCGCCGAUCCCCCGACGCUUCUUCUUCUUCCUAUUCUUGGGAUAGUGGCUCUCCCAAGCACAAAAGAAGGGAAUUAGUCGGCUCAAGAGCGGCUAAAGCCGAGUCCAGUACUGUUUGUAGUUCUGUAGAAGUUUUUCAAAUGGCUCCACUUACACCUGGCGAUCAGGGUUUGAAUGAUUACAAUGUCGGCCUGUCCAGCCCACCUGGAUUUUUCAUGUGCGGAUGGUUAUAAAAGUCUUGUUUGUUUGUUUUUU